Molecule: messenger RNA, 1895 nt
Organism: Sardina pilchardus (European sardine)
Lineage: Eukaryota; Metazoa; Chordata; Actinopteri; Clupeiformes; Clupeidae
Gene: terf2ip
Product: telomeric repeat binding factor 2, interacting protein
Exons: 4
Coding region: 198-1754 (518 amino acids)
Biological process (GO): telomere maintenance via telomere lengthening; regulation of DNA-templated transcription
Cellular component (GO): shelterin complex
Molecular function (GO): telomeric repeat DNA binding
Source: RefSeq, a predicted model, not a curated record
GUUCGUACUAGUAAGCGCUCGGCUGUAAGUUAACGAACGCUCAGUUACUUACUGUCUGACAUUUUUUUGGAGAUGUAAAACAUCGAGAAAUUGUCGGAUAAUGGUCUACUCAUAGCGAUAAUAAAGCCUAUAUCUGUCGGCUACGAGGUGAUUGAAUUCCAGAAGGUAAAUAUCCAGGGUGAGGAUAUUUUAUAAGGAUGUCUUCAACUCCCACCAUUUCUCCUGUCCUGUUUCUGGACUGUAAAGGAGAGCAGAUGCGAUUCUACAUUCGGCCGGGUCCAGCAAAAGCCCAACUUCAUGACAUGAUUACUGCUGGGGGUGGGUGUCUAACCCGUCUGCGAGAACCUGGUGCCAUUCUGCUUGCAGAUCCGAAGGAGAUGAAGGGCAUCACCAGCAACAGUGGAGAACUUUAUAUCUCUACCCAGUACAUUUGGGACUGUGUGAAGAAGAACCAGCAAUUGGAUGAAAUGAAUUACAGGCUGAGCACCACACAAAACAUGCAGACGAGAUCAUUGCGAUCUAAAGAAGGAGCGGUUGGGCGAAUGGGUUACACAACAGAUGAGGACGAGGCAAUUUUGAACUACAUAUCAAAGCGUCUGAAAGAGGCACGAGGCAACAGUGUAUGGCAGCUUAUGGAAAAGCAGAAGAUUACAUCCCACAGCUGGCAGUCUAUGAAAGACCGUUAUCUCAAACACUUGAUGAAUAGGCCACCAAAGGCCAAGAUAGGGCAACUGAAGUUUGUGUCCACGCCUGAGCCUUACAAAGAUACUACACAGCAAGUGCUAUUGGAUAAUGACAUCCCUGUUAAUGAGCCUGCCACCUUGUCUGGAGCUGAUUCGGCUGUAGUUCAAGAGGUAGCCGUAGAUGAUCCUCCAGAAGAAAGGCCUGAAUGUCCCGCAGAAGAGGCUCUAGAUGGAGAUGGAAUAGCAACUCUUACUACUGGACAACAGACAUCGGGAGAAUGCCGUGAGGGAGACAUGGAAGCAGUGCUUGAUGAUGAACACAGAGAACCCUCUACUAAGAGGUCCAGACCUGAUGCAGAUGAAAGGGGUGGAAAUCAAGGGAUGAGUGGUCCUGGGAAUGAGUUGACCCCUAACAAAGGAGGUUUGCAAUCAUCAAAAACAUCGACACCAACCAAAAGAGGACUGGGUAUUCUUGACAGGGCAGUGAGGGAAUUUCGUAAUUCACUUUGGAAUGAAGAUAACGGUCAGCCUCAGAUUACUGCCUCUAACCUUUCACAGUCAGACAGUGAAACUGAGAUAUUUCAUGAGGCUAUGGAACAAGUGACUGAUUCACCUCCACAACAGAAGAAAAGUAUGGAAUCGGAAUGUGAUAGUCAUAUGACUGCUGAGGCUGGGAAGAGCACGAAGACUUGUAAUGUAAAGCAAAGUUCCUGCAGGAGCCACCUGUUCCUGCUGGAGGGUGAGUCACAAGAGGAUGACUUUAGCCAGACCCCACAAGAGGAGGGCUGUGCUCCACACCCUGUGAAUUUGGAAGGAGAGAGGUUAGUCUUGGACUUGAUUAAGGAUUCCAGUAAUAACCUGCUUGACGUUGCUAAAGCACUGCUAAAGACUAGCGGUGACGUUACAUUAGCUCAGCACCACCUUCUGCAGGGGACAUUUCCUCUGCCAAUGUGGAGUCAGAGGGAGGACCAACUUCUGCUGUCAGCAGAUCCACUCUCCAAGUGUCAACUCGAGGAGAAGUACGGAAAGGAUGGUGUAUCUAUCCGAGUCUCUUUUCUAAAAGCAGAAUGACUUGAAUCUGUUUUAUUCAUGGCAAAUAUCAGUCAACUUUCAGUUAUUGCUAAGUUUGUGUAUUAUUUUGUCUUUAAAUGGUAUAUUGUACAGUGGAGUUUCAAACAAAUAAAAAACAUCUGAUAUUUUUGAUGGAAAAAA